AUGGCAGAGAACGGCACCAGAGUGGUCCAGUUUGUUCUGACAGGGUUCCAGCUCCAGGCAGCGCAGCGGCUGAGUCUCUUCGUUGUGUUUCUGGCCUUUUACCUCGUCACCCUUGGGGGCAACCUGGGCAUGAUCACGCUGAUCCAGAGUGACCCCCAGCUGCAGACACCCAUGUACUUCUUCCUUGGCCACCUCUCCUUCCUGGACAUUUGCUACUCAUCUGUUAUUGUCCCUCAGUUGCUUCAGAUUUUGGGGACCGACAAGAUGGUCAUCACCUACGAGCGCUGUGCCACACAGUUCUUUUUUUUCACACUCUAUGCGAGCACCGAGUGCUUCCUCUUGGCGGUGAUGGCCUAUGACCGCUACGUGGCUGUGUGUGAUCCCCUCCUCUAUGCCACAGCCAUGACACCACAGACCUGCCUGGGGCUGGUGGCCAUGGCGUACGCUGGUGCCAUGGUGAAUUCUGUGGUCCGCACUGGGUGCACGUUCUCUAUCUCCUUCUGUAAGUCCAACCACAUUGACUUCUUCUUUUGUGACCUCCCACCCCUGCUGAAACUUGCCUGCAGUGACACCCGACCACAGGAGCAGGUGAUCUUCCUCUUAGCUUUCUUGGUCAUCACAACCAGCAUCUCAGUGAUUCUUAUAUCCUAUCUCUUCAUCAUUCGAGCUAUUCUGAAGAUUUGUACAGCGGGUGGGAAAGCCAAGACCUUCUCCACCUGUGCUUCCCACAUGACCGCAGUAGCUCUUUUCUUUGGGACACUCAUAUUUAUGUACCUGAAAGGGAACAUGGGAAAAUCCCUCUGGGAAGACAAGAUUGUGUCUGUGUUCUACACCAUGGUGAUCCCCAUGCUGAACCCGAUGAUCUACAGCCUGAGGAACAAGGAGGUGAAGGAGGCUUUAAAGAAAGUUCUCAGAAGAAUGAAGGUUUCCCAAGCAGAGUAA
Messenger RNA from Fukomys damarensis (Damara mole-rat), 942 nucleotides. Its product is annotated as olfactory receptor 9I1. Gene Ontology annotation, cellular component: membrane. Gene Ontology annotation, biological process: sensory perception of smell; G protein-coupled receptor signaling pathway. Lineage: Eukaryota; Metazoa; Chordata; Mammalia; Rodentia; Bathyergidae. The transcript has a single exon. The coding region runs from base 1 to 942 and encodes 313 amino acids. The record is from RefSeq and is a predicted model, not a curated record. Gene Ontology annotation, molecular function: odorant binding; olfactory receptor activity; G protein-coupled receptor activity.